Molecule: messenger RNA, 2708 nt
Organism: Anastrepha obliqua
Lineage: Eukaryota; Metazoa; Arthropoda; Insecta; Diptera; Tephritidae
Product: venom dipeptidyl peptidase 4
Exons: 8
Coding region: 415-2694 (759 amino acids)
Biological process (GO): proteolysis
Molecular function (GO): dipeptidyl-peptidase activity; serine-type peptidase activity
Source: RefSeq, a predicted model, not a curated record
UUAAGUGCAACGGUUGUGUGGUGCGCGUAUAGUGUGGGAUUCGUUUUGUGUGGAAAAGUGGGAGACACCGGUUGGUGUUAUUGGCCGUUCGGUAGUGUUUGUGGUUUUUGUAUAUCUGUUUGUGUUCGUUAGCGUGCUGGCUUAAGCGUGACGCGCAUAAUAAUUGAUUUUUGUUUUUAUUUUGUUUUUUUUUUACUCGCUAAAAAACUUGUAUACAAAUUUACAUAAAAAUAAAAUAAGAGUUCAGUGACGUGUGCAACUGCUGCUGCUUCACUUUAUUGAGUGAUUUAUUCCAUUUGCUGAAAAGUUAAUUGCAAACGAGAAAUAAUUUUAAUAAAAUUUGAAGUUUCUAAAUAAAAAAUAAAUAAAAAAAAAAUAAAAAUAAAAAUUAAAAAAUAAAAAGCAAACAUUCAAAUGAUUUCGAAAACCUAUUUGUUUAUCUUGUUAUUGGCGCUUGUAAAUACCAUACACGCGCGUAGUUUGCCGCAUGAGAAUGCAGCGCGCAAUGCAACCAAUAAAGUACCUUGGGAAUUGACUGAGGCGCUCUCGGCUAGCUGGCGUACCUUCAAUGGAACUUGGAUUAAUGAUGCUGAAUUCGCCUACAGAGCCACUGACGGCUAUCUUUACAAAUACAAUGUGGCCACAUUGAAUCGCUCAUUGAUUUUACCCACUGCCAUAUUUGACGUGUAUCCUUCUGAUCUGACAAUCACUUUCUCGCCAGACAACACAAAGUUGCUUAUACGCUACUCCGUCGAACAACUCUUCAGGUACUCGGUGACUGCUAAAUACUCGCUAUUGGAUAUUGAAACGAGAGUUGAGACGAAAAUCCAUGGCGGCGAGAAAUUACAGUAUUGUAGUUGGUCGCCAGCGAAAAACCGACUCGGCUACAUCUAUGAAAAUAACGUGCACGUUCACUACGAAGAUGAUCAAGAAUUGCAGUUGACCAACGAUGGCGUUACAGGCGUCAUUUACAAUGGCAUACCCGAUUGGGUGUAUGAAGAGGAGGUGCUCUCCAGCGGCAGCGCUAUGUGGUGGUCCAAGGAUGGCACACAUUUGAUUAGCGGCUAUUUUAACGAUGUUGACGUGCAGACUUUCAAGUAUCAAGUCUACGAAAAUGAUUAUAUGAAUAACUCACUGCUUGACUAUCAAUACCCACAAGAACUCGAACUGAAGUAUCCCAAAGUCGGUACAAACAAUCCAGUCGUGGGAUUGCGCCUAUUCAAUGUGGACACGAAGCAACUAGUGCCGAUCAACAUCACAGCACCAGUUGAUAUUGUGACAACCGAUCAUAUUUUACAAAAUGUUGUGUGGAUCGAUAGUGCGCGAGUGUUGUUGAUUUGGCUGAAUCGCCGCCAAAAUUUGGCCUCAUUUCAGGUGUGCUCGUUGGAGGGUGUGUGCAACGAGGUGACACGUUUGAAUGAACCGGAUGGUUGGAUAAAGAUGAGCACACCUAAUUGUGAGUCCAACAAUUGCACAUUUACAUAUUGGAUAGAUGAUUGGGCGCAAGUGUGGAACUUGAAUUUAGAAACGGGCAAAAAUCAAUGGCAGUCACGCGGCAACUUUACCGUCGUGGGGGUUUACUUCUAUGAUGCAGCUACUGAUGAUCUUUACUAUCAAGCUACUUUGGAGAAUGAACCCUAUCAGACGCAUAUUUUCCACAACAAUGUAUGCUUAAGCUGUGAUUUGCGCGAUCCCGACGAAAAUGUUUGUCGCCAUGCCACUGCCUCUUUUAGCACAGAUCGCUCGUACUAUGUUUUAACUUGUACUGGACCUGGACCAGCCGUUGUAAGAAUCUUUGAGAGAAAGACCGAUCGCGAAAUAGCCGUUUGGGAGGAUAACAGUGCCUUCCGCCAAACAUAUGCCAAUAAAGAGUUUCCCAAUAAUACUUAUUUGCAAGUACCGCUAGCGGAUGGUUCUUUAGCCGCUGUGAAAUUACAAUUCCCACCGAAUUUGAACGAAACCAAGAAAUAUCCAAUGCUUGUCUAUGUCUAUGGCGGCCCCGAUUCGGUGCGCGUUACAAGCGCCUUUAGUGCCGGCUUUGGCUUGUAUAUGGUUACGAAUCACGAGGUCAUCUAUGCGCUCAUCGAUGGACGCGGUACUGGUAAUAAGGGGAAAAAAUUACUCUUCAGCGUUAAUAAUAAUUUGGGAGAUUUGGAGGCACAGGAUCAGAUUUAUGUGGCAAAAUACCUACAGACUUUGUAUCCAUUCAUCGAUAGUGAACGCGUUGGUAUUUGGGGAUGGAGUUAUGGUGGCUAUAUGACAAUCAAAACGCUGGAGUAUGAUGCAAAUAAUGUGUUCCAAUGUGGUACGAGUGUGGCGCCAGUUACCUCGUGGCUGUACUAUGAUACGAUCUACACCGAGCGCUACAUGGGCUUACCAACAGAGGCAGAUAAUUUGGCUGGCUACGUAAAUAGCAGCGUUUUUCGUAAAGAGAUUGACAGCUUCAAUGUUCAUGAUCUCCUGCUGAUUCAUGGCUCCGCCGAUGACAAUGUGCAUUAUCAGAACUCGAUGCUGUUUGCCAAGAAACUGGUGGCUGAAAAUAUUCUAUUCGAGGAGAUGUCUUACACCGACGAAAAUCACUCAAUUAGCGGCGCUUUACGCCAUCUCUACAACACAAUCGAUAACUUCUUUAUUAGUUGCCUAAAUUUACGUGUAAGCGAUGAGGAUGUGAGCGAGACUGAGCCAAGUAAAUGAAUUUGACACAAGAC